Molecule: messenger RNA, 1251 nt
Organism: Tetrahymena thermophila SB210
Lineage: Eukaryota; Ciliophora; Oligohymenophorea; Hymenostomatida; Tetrahymenidae
Product: eukaryotic-type carbonic anhydrase family protein
Exons: 1
Source: RefSeq, a predicted model, not a curated record
AUGGAAAUAGAAUUAGUUAAUAGAGAUUAGCAAAUAAUAUUGUCAUAGCCAGAAAAUCGUGGUGCAUCAAAAUUUUUCUAAGGAUUUAUUGAAAUUAUUGUAGAUAGUAAACGCCAUUAAAAAUUUGAUAAAAAAAAUGAUUAUAGAGAUAAAUUUGUUGGGAUGUGUAAUUACAAAAAUAUAAAUAAUUUGACAAUAGAAAGAUGCCUAAAAAGUUAAAGAUUAUUUCAUUUAGGAGGUGGAUAUUUGAUAGAAAUUUAUAGUUCUGAUGAAGAAAUUGAAAACUCAGUGUUUAAUCACUGCAAAAUGGUUUAGCUUAGUUAAAGAUAUAAUGAUGGUUCAGUGAAAUUUGAAAUGGGAUGCAAUGAAAUUACUUUUGAUUAUGAGAGAAUAGCAGAAAUACUUUAUUCUACUUAGAAUAAUGAAAAUUACACAAUUGCUAACAAAUUAUUGAAAGUAAAGCCUAUGAUUAUGAAUUUGAAAAAUACUAUUGAAAGGUUAUUUUUAAAGUAAGAAACCUCAUAGAUAGAGCAAAUAAUAUGCAAGAGAAAGGAAUACUAAGAAAUAUACAAAAAAUAGAGCCUUUAAAUGUAUGUAAAUGACGAAGAUUUUUAUUAGACGGUUACUUAUUGUUUGGAUAUGAGUUUGUAAUCUAAUAUUUUAACUGAUUAUACAUUUUCCAAUCCGAUGAUUGCAUUGAAUGGUGUAGAAACAGAAGAUUUAAUAAAUUAUGUAAUGAAAAACACUCUUUUUUGGAUGUUUUCUAAGCAUUCUAGAAGAGAGUUUUUACUAAGCUCUCUAGAAAUAAUAAAUUCUUAACUUAAUCAAACAUUCACUUACUUAAAUCCAAAUAUCAAUAUACUAACAAUUGAUGAAAUACCACUCACUACUCCUUGCUAAAUAACAGCAAUUCCUUUAAAUUAUCCAAGCGAUUUGCUAUUUAAAGGUGAAGAAUUUGAUUUGAUCAAUAAAUUUGACUAUCUUUUUAUCAUUAAAUAUAAUAUUUCAAUAGAAAACAUAAAAUAUGUUAUACAAACUAGAGAGGCUAAAAUCUCAAACUUAAACAUUAAAUAAAGCUACAUGCAUCGUGAAUUAGAUCAAUACAUAGCUGAGAAUUUCGAAACAUACAUGUAAAACUUGGUAUUUCUUGAGAAAUAUUAUGAAAAAUAGAUUUAAUAAAAAAAAUCAAAAAAUUAAUAAAUAUUUUAGAAGAAAAGAUUACUUUAAACAUGCUCAUACAAAUAUAUAUGA